Molecule: messenger RNA, 663 nt
Organism: Impatiens glandulifera
Lineage: Eukaryota; Viridiplantae; Streptophyta; Magnoliopsida; Ericales; Balsaminaceae
Exons: 2
Coding region: 1-663 (220 amino acids)
Source: RefSeq, a predicted model, not a curated record
AUGGGAGAUCACAUCAUGAUAUACGAGGAAAAACAAAUGACUAUUCUUUCAUCUUCAUUAUCGUUCUCUUCCUCUUCCGCCUCAGAGUCUGAAGCGGAAGAGCUUCAGAUGCGAUUGGACCAUGCCCCUCCAUUUUGGAAAAACAAGAAGAUGUUGUCAAAGCAAUUGUCAAUGCGUGAAACUCCACGAGACAUUGCGUGGGAGAGGCGUCGUCGUCAGAUGCUAGAGCAAGAGACUAAAAAGAGCCGGAUCGCAACCAAUGUGAUUAACGAAUGCGACGAUUGCUUGACCGAUGAAGACUUAAGCGAACUUAGGGGGUCCAUUGAACUAGGAUUUGGAUUCAAUGAAGAUGGCAUUAAGGAGUCGGUUGGUAAGAGGCUUUGUAACACAUUGCCCGCGCUUGAUCUCUAUUUUGCCGUCAACAGACAAUUCGCAACUAGUCCCAUGACUUCUCCAUCAUGUAGCCAUCGAUCUUCGCCAUCAUUCUCAUCCUCGACGUCAUCAACCUCUAGUUCAUUCACAGGAGGAUCACCAUCGGUUGGGAGCCCAAACAGUGAAGAUUCAUGGAAAUUAUGUUCCCCGGGUGAUAGUCCUCAACAGGUGAAGACAAAGCUAAGACAUUGGGCUCAAGCUGUUGCUUGUUCGGUAAGGCAGGCUUGCUAA